This is a messenger RNA of Phytophthora nicotianae INRA-310, 3857 nucleotides long. RefSeq lists its product as hypothetical. The record is from RefSeq and is a predicted model, not a curated record. Gene Ontology annotation, biological process: microtubule-based movement. Gene Ontology annotation, molecular function: ATP binding; microtubule motor activity; microtubule binding. NCBI's taxonomy places the organism in Eukaryota, Oomycota, Peronosporomycetes, Peronosporales, Peronosporaceae. The coding region runs from base 102 to 3677 and encodes 1191 amino acids. The transcript is spliced from 2 exons.
GGAAGCUUCUCCUUUACACCUUUUUCCCCUGCUCUCUACCGACUGGGGGAAGUUCUCGUCUCACAAAGUCCUCGUUAAAAAUUUCACCACCGUUGUCCACAAUGGAGAGCGGUUCUGAAGAAGAAGAUAACGUCGUGUUCCUGCGCGAGGAGCUGCGCAAAAAGACGCAGGAGCUCAAGCAGAUGCAGGACGAGUUCGACGAGUACACGCAGUCCAGCCACGAACUGGAACUGGAAUUGGAGCAAGAAUUGUCCCGCGUGGAGAAGCGCAACACCCACCUACUUAACAAAAACCAGUACUUGGAGCGCGACCUGCAGAUCGCUCGUAAUAAGUUGGAGGAGGCACUGGACCAGACGCGCCAGUUCGAGAAUGAGCUUCAGGCCACACGCGCCGAGCUACACGCAGCCGUACAGGCUCGUCGCAAGCUUGAGCAACAGCAGGAUGAAUUAGAGACGCAAGUGCGUGUCCUGCAGGCCACAGAGUCCGAUAUUCGGCACAAAAUGGAGCGCGAGAUGGAGGAGAAGGUCUUCCUGCUGAGCGACCAGGAGGAGCUCCAGCAUGAGCACGAAUUGGCCACCGAGCGCUUCCGUACUGAGAUCAUGGACCUUAAAUCGGAGCUCUACGCACUGCAGCAAAAGUAUGAAGACGCAACGACUGUGUCCGAGACGUUCUCGAAUAACGACAGUAUGGCCACGACCCGUAGCCAGUCGGAGGACGAUGAUGAAGGCUACGACUCGAGUUACAACGAGAACUCGCUGCGUCACUCUACGGCGCACGAGCGUGAUGAGAUCAGUCGAGAAGUGCUGAUUGAGUCGCUGCGAGAGGAAGUCGAGGCACUUUCAGCCAAUGUACAGGACGAGACAGAGGCCCGCGCUGCAGCCGAAGCCGAAGUUCAACAACUUCGUGAGAGUCUAGCUCAUAUGGAGGCUAUGGAGGCCGAGAUGACUGAAAUGACCGAUGAAUUGAUCGGUAAAUCGCAAGAAAUUCGUACUCGAGACGAACAGAUUGAAGAACUGCGGGAGUCGUUGCUGAAGCUCCAGUCCGAGAUGGCUACAGCUAAUGAUGGAGGUAUUGAGUUCACGAACGAACGUGAGAAUAUGCAAAACCAGCUUGAAGAGAAGGACAAGGAAAUUGCGAUCCUUAAGGACGAGGUGGACGCCCUCAAGUCCCAGUAUGAUGAUCUGGCAGAGAAUGAACGUCAACUCAAGACCCAACUAGAGCAGGAGAAUGAAGUUGUGGACGAGUUGAAGGAGCAAAUUGAGACCUUGACGAGGAACUUUGAGGAAAGCAAACAGGAGCGUAGCGAGCUGGAACGAAAGCUUCAGUUUGGCAAGGGCGAGAUAUCGCAGAACCGCAAGGAAGUGGAGGAGCUCAAUAGUUUGAAUUUGGACCUCCAGAAGCAACUGGACGAAGCAACCAAGAGAACCUCCGAAUUGGAGCGUGCAUCAUCUUUGUCGACAGCGCCCACUUCGGCGCCUACCUCGGAGAAGGAAGCGGCUGAAUCCAAGCGACUGAUGAUGGAGAUUCAGACGAUGCGAACGUCUCUGAACUCUCUGUCAGCGGAGAACGCUCGGCUAAGGAACCAGGAAGGCAUGUCGUCCAGUGUUGUACCGGCUAAGCGAGUAUCAGCUGACGUGCUGCAAGUGAACUUCACGCCUGAACAGCUUGCGCGGAAAUAUCUGGCUGAACGGACGCGCAAUGCUUCGUUGCUGUCGCGUCUGCAGACUGUCUGCGGUAAUAUCCAAGUGUUCUGUCGUGUGCGACCGAUCAUCAACGAAGAACUGGAAAAGUCGUGGGGCUCCAAGCUGGCAGUGAACGUGGUGAAUCAGGCAGAUUUGGCGGCUAUGGAUAUCCGACCGGACCGUUCGUUCUCCAAUGACGCUGAUGGCAGCAGCGGGAACAUGGAAGCACUGGCAACUAACAGUUCGUGGAAAGUAUUCACAUUUGAUCGCAUAUUGGGCCCAGAAGAGACUCAAAACGAUGUUUUCCGUGAAGUGGAGCCGAUCGCGCAGUCUGUUGUGGAUGGAUUCAAGGCGUGUAUCUUCGCAUAUGGACAAACUGGUUCAGGUAAAACGUACACUAUGGAGGGUACACCCAGUGAUCCUGGUCUAAACUACAGGAUCAUCAGCCAUCUUUUCCAGUCUGUUCAAUUGCGUGGAGCUAUCUACACACCUGAACCUGUCAACAACGAGGACCAGGACGAUGAGAUGAAUGGUCUGCACGGCGCUACUGAAUCUUCAGUCUACCACGUUCAAGUCGGUGUGCUGGAAAUCUAUAAUGACUCGUUGCGUGACUUGAUCAACACAAGUAACCCGAAGGGGCUGGAAAUUCGCCAUGACUCGGCAACUGGAGAUAUUUGCGUUCCGGAUCUGACAAUGGCGACUGUGUCUUCUCCUCAACAAACGAUCGACGUGCUGCGGAACGCACAAACCAACCGUGUCACUGGAAAAACCAAUUCGAAUAUGCACAGUAGUCGAUCGCACAGUAUUGUGAUUGUGCAGAUCUCGAAACGCCGGCCGGAAAUUGAUGGUGCUGACAAGGAUCCAGCCGAGAUUGAGGUAGAUGAAGAGGGAUGUGGCAAGCUGUAUCUCGUGGAUCUGGCUGGUUCGGAGAGGGUCAAGAAGAGCAAUGUGAGCGGAGAUAUGCUCAAGGAAGCAGCUCAUAUCAACAAGUCUCUUUCGGCUCUGGCUGAUGUGAUGGAGGCUUUGGAUAAGAAGAUGGCGCACGUUCCAUACCGUAACUCGAAACUCACGUAUUUGCUACAGGAUGUACUAAACUCGUCGUGCAAGACAGUGAUGAUUGUGAACGUCGGUCCAACGAUCGAGAACGCGAGCGAGACAUUCCGGUCGCUUCAGCUAGCGGAACGCGUGCGCAAUAUCGUGGUGGGCAGGAACCAGAUUGUGAAAAACAAGAAGGAUAUCUUGUCGGCCAAGAAGGCGUUUGCCGAGCUCCAGUCGCUGAAGCAGCAGAUGCAAAUCUCCAAGAGGAAGUACAUGCAAUCACAACAGUCUGUGGUCGCUCUGAAGCGCGACCAGAAGAACCAGUCGGAAAAACAGUCGGCUGCGCUGCAGAACCGGCUUAGAGCGUGGGAGACGCAGAACGAGAGUCUGAAGACUCAGAACGAAUCCCUGAAAAAGCUCGUGGAUGAUCUAAGCAACCAGCUCAAGGCGGAGCGAGAGACCAAGCAGAAGGAGGCGGAACAACGCGAAGCAGCUCAACGAUUGCUGCGACAGCAGAAUGCAAAGACUCGCGUGUCUUCAUCGCAGCAAGAGGCUCAGCAAAAGUUGCUUCACGAGCGCGAAGAAGAGAUCAAGAAGCUACGUCAGCAGUUGACUGAGGCCAGACGACGAAGCACUACCUCACUCAUCCCGCGGUUACCAUUGUCGUCACCACCGAUGAAGAAGUCGAAGAGUACUCGUCCUGCAAGCACACCCGGUAAUAAUCAGCACGACGAUAGUGCAAGUACAUCGGGCGUGCAGAGCACAGGUGCUAGUCGAGUUACGAAGACGCGAACAGUCGCUCGGAAGUCGUCCGGAUCUCGCUUACAGUCCAGCACUACAUCGACCAAUGGCACCAGUUCAGAUCAAAGUCCAUUAAGUAGCAAACGCCCGAGUUCGCUGGGCCCUACGAGAUCAGCACGGUCAACCUCGAAAUCGAAGGCUGGUGUCUGGAAAUAAUUGGUCGAAGCUCUUUAGAUCGCGAUAGAGAGCAGCAUUCCGUCAAGGCCUGAAGGCAAAGGUGGUGAUCGAUCGUAGAUCACCGUUAGUUCAUCCAGUGAGUAAAGGAUUCAACAUCGCAGUACAUCAGAGCGGCGUAAUCAAUUCUUUGAAUGUAAGAACAGGGUUUGAUCAACUUGA